ACUGCACAACAGACCGAAGAAACGCACAGCCGCAAAGAGACCAGACCCAACCGCAUCGGCCCGGCGGCGCAGGGGUUUCCUUCCUUCCACGAUCCACGGUCGCGGCGAGGCGAUGGACGCCGACCACGGCGGCGGGGUGGACGAGGCGGAGGCGGCCUUCUUCGCGCGCCGGGGCAGCCGGUGCUGCUGCUUCCCCUGCUGGCCCUCCUCCACAUCCUCCUCGUCCUCCGCCCUCUCCCACCAGCGCGUCGGCGGGGCGGCGGCGACGCUGGGCGGGGAGGAGGAGCACUGGUGGCAGGGCGCGGUGGACGCGCUGCUCAAGGUGCGGGAGUGGUCGGAGCUGGCGGCGGGGCCGCGCUGGAAGACCUUCAUCCGCCGCUUCGGGCGCGGCCCCGGCGGGCCCCGCCCGCACCACAACUUCGGCGGCCGCAAGCUCAACUACGACGCGCUCAGCUACGCGCUCAACUUCGACGAGGGCCACGGCGCCACCCCCGAGGCCGGCGACCACGCCGGCGGCUACCGCGACUUCUCCUCCCGCUUCGCCGCCCCGCCCGCCUCCGCCAAGUCCUCCAUGGACCUCGGCGGCCGCGACGCGCCGCCGCUCUUCCACCCGCCGCCCGCCGACGGGGCCCCACGGGCCUGACCGCUCCUCCGCCCCCUCGGAUCGCGCCACAGGAGAAGGAAAGGUAUCGCUCGACGGUGGUGGUCAAACUUCAAAGCGUGGCAAAAAGACGGUGGCCUUUUCUCGGAUGGUUCGGCUCCAUA
This is a messenger RNA of Triticum dicoccoides, 765 nucleotides long. RefSeq lists its product as uncharacterized. NCBI's taxonomy places the organism in Eukaryota, Viridiplantae, Streptophyta, Magnoliopsida, Poales, Poaceae. The record is from RefSeq and is a predicted model, not a curated record. The transcript has a single exon. The coding region runs from base 113 to 643 and encodes 176 amino acids.